Molecule: messenger RNA, 6591 nt
Organism: Phragmites australis (common reed)
Lineage: Eukaryota; Viridiplantae; Streptophyta; Magnoliopsida; Poales; Poaceae
Product: myosin-9-like
Exons: 49
Biological process (GO): actin filament organization; vesicle transport along actin filament
Cellular component (GO): cytoplasm; actin cytoskeleton; myosin complex
Molecular function (GO): actin filament binding; ATP binding; microfilament motor activity
Source: RefSeq, a predicted model, not a curated record
CGUGGCGGCGAGGCGAUUGGCGAGCGGCACAAAGGAGGGAGAUACCGCCACCGCCGCCCGCCUCCGGCCGCCUACCGACGCAGUUCUCCCCCGCUGAUCAGCGGCUGCAGCGUUGCGGUGGUCGCGUGACUCAUGGCGGCCACAUUAAAAAUUGUCGUUGGCUCCCAUAUAUGGCUGGAGGAUAAAAAUUUAGCUUGGAUUGAUGGUGAGGUAUUCCGAAUUGAAGGUCGAAAUGUCCAUGUCCACGUUACCAAUGGAAAGACGGUUAUUGCGAGCAUAUCAGAGAUUCAUCCGAAGGACACAGAAGUGCCAUCCGAUGGCAUUGAUGACAUGACACGGCUAUCAUACUUGCAUGAGCCUGGUGUUCUAAAUAAUCUCGCUGUUCGAUAUGCAAAAAAUAUAAUUUAUACCUAUACUGGCAAUAUUUUGAUUGCAAUUAAUCCAUUCCAAAGGCUUCCCCAUCUUGCUGAACCCUAUACUAUGGAGAAGUACAAAGGUGCAAAUUUUGGUGAGCUAGACCCUCAUGUAUUUGCAAUUGCCGAGGUUUCUUACAGGCAAAUGAUGAAUGAGGGAAAGAGCAACUCCAUUUUGGUGAGUGGUGAAAGUGGUGCUGGUAAAACUGAAACCACAAAGAUGCUUAUGAGAUAUCUUGCUUUUUUGGGUGGACGGUCUAGAACAGGAGGGAGGACAGUUGAACAACAAGUUUUAGAAUCUAAUCCAAUCCUUGAAGCUUUUGGCAAUGCAAAGACCGUUCGUAACAACAACUCAAGCCGAUUUGGCAAAUUUGUUGAAAUCCAAUUUGACAAGAGUGGGAAGAUAUGUGGUGCUGCCAUUAGAACAUACUUGCUUGAAAGAUCUCGUGUUUGCCAAAUCAAUAGUCCAGAGAGAAACUACCAUUGCUUUUACUUCCUAUGUGCUGCACCAUCAGAGGAUCUCAUAAGGUACAAGCUGGCUGACCCAUCAUCGUUUCACUAUCUCAACCAAUCUACUUGCAUUAAACUUGAUGGAAUUAGUGAUGCUGAGGAGUAUCAUGCAACACGAAGUGCGAUGAAUACAGUUGGCAUAACUGAGCAGGAGCAGGAGGCCACAUUCCGGGUAGUUGCUGCUGUGCUCCACCUUGGGAACAUCAGUUUUGUGAAAGGGAGAGAGGUAGAUUCAUCUGUAAUAAAGGAUGAAGAAGCUAGGUUCCAUCUUAAUGCAGCAGCAGAGUUCUUGAUGUGUGAUCGUGGAAAGUUGGAAAACACAUUGAUAAAGAGGAAAAUAAACACACCAGAAGGAGUUAUAACUACAACAGUUGAUCCUAAUUCUGCUAUUGUUAGCAGGGAUGGCUUAGCAAAGCAAAUAUAUUCUCAACUAUUUGACUGGCUUGUAAACAGGCUAAAUGCAUCCAUAGGACAAGAUGCAUCCUCGGACCGCUUGAUUGGAGUACUUGAUAUCUAUGGUUUCGAAAGCUUUAAGACUAAUAGCUUUGAACAAUUAUGCAUCAAUUUCACCAACGAAAAACUCCAACAUCAUUUUAAUCAGAAUGUCUUUAAAAUGGAGCAGGAAGAGUAUAACAUGGAGCAGAUCGACUGGAGUUACAUAGAAUUUGUUGACAACCAAGAUGUUCUGGACUUGAUUGAGAAGAAACCUGGUGGGAUUAUUGCACUUCUUGAUGAAGCUUGUAUGUUUCCUAAAUGCACACACGAAUCAUUUUCUCAGAAGCUAUAUGAGAAGUUCAGGAACAACAAAAGAUUUAGCAAACCAAAGCUUUCUCGCACUGCAUUUACAAUCCAACAUUAUGCGGGAGAAGUAACUUAUGAGUCUGAUCAUUUCCUGGACAAAAACAGAGAUUAUGUAGUUGUAGAACACCAAGAAUUACUUAAUGCUUCCAAAUGCUCCUUUGUGUCAGGGUUAUUCCCAUCAGUACUAGAGAACACAAAAUCGUCAAAGUUCUCAAUUGCUACUCGCUUUAAGUGGCAACUCCAAGAACUAAUGGAGACGUUGAGUUCUACAGAACCUCAUUACAUUAGAUGCAUUAAGCCCAAUAAUCUUCUUAAGCCUGCUACGUUUGAAAACAUCAAUGUUCUGCAGCAACUUCGAUGUUCUGGUGUUCUUGAAGCUAUUAGAAUCAGUUGUGCUGGAUAUCCUACAAGAAAAGUAUUUCAUGAUUUUCGUUGUCGGUUUCAUAUUCUUGCUCCUGAAGUUUUCAGCGAAAGAAACAAUGAAAAGGUGAUCUGCCAAAAGAUUUUGGACAAGAUGGGACUCCAUGGUUAUCAGAUUGGAAGAACAAAGGUGUUCCUGAGAGCUGGUCAGAUGGCUGAACUGGAAGCUAGAAGAACUGAAGUGCGGAAUGAAGCAGCUAGAGCCGUUCAGAGUAGAUUUCGGACUCAUGUUUCUCGUGAGAGAUUCCUUGUACUACGCAACACAUCUAUAUCUUUGCAAUCUUUUGUUAGAGUAAUAUUGGCUUGUAAGUUACGUGUUUUCCUGAGAAAACAGGCUGCAGCACUGCAGAUACAGAAAAGUUAUCACUGCUAUUUUGCUUCGAAGUCUUAUUCUGAGCUACGCUGUUCAGCCAUUACGUUGCAGGCAGGAUUAAGGGCUUUCGGUGCUUAUAAUGAAUACAUUAUCAGAAAACAAAAGAAAGCUUCUAUCCAUAUCCAGGCUCAGUGGCGUUGUCAUAGAGAUUAUUCGAACUAUCUUAAAAUGAAGAGAUCAGUGUUAAUUUAUCAGUGUGUGUGGAGAAGGUGGAUCGCUAGAGGAGAACUCAGAAAACUCAAAAUGGCUGCAAGAGACACAGAAGCCCUGAAGAUGGAGAAGGAGAAACUUGAGGAGCAUGUGGAAGAGCUGACUACCCGUUUGGGUUUGGAAAAGAAACUUAGGGCUGAUCUAGAGAAGAACACAGCAGGAGAAAUUUCCAAGCUACAGGCUGCUCUUCGUGAGAUGGAGCAGCGGGUGGAAGAAGCCACAGAGAUGCAGGAGAUGGAAUUAGCCAAAAAGGCAGUUGAAGAAGCUUUAGCUGAAGAAAGAGGAAAUACCACUUUAUUGACUAAUGAAGUUGAGGAGUUGAAGAUAUUGGUACUAAGGGAACGAGAAGAAAACACUGCAACUAAGAGUGCACUUGUUGUUGCUCGGGAAGAAAAUGAUGGCCUGAAUAAGAAAAUUGUGGUUGCGGAUGAAAACAUGGAGCAACUUAGAGGUACUGUUAAGAGAUUUGAAGAGAGUGAGACAGAAUUGGAGUCUUCAUUGGUGAUAGAAAAGCAAAAAAAUAAGGUAAUUAGAAGGGAACUGGGUGAAGCACAACAGCGAGUUGAAGAAUUAAUGAGACAAGUUGCAGAUGCCAAUGGAAAAUCCACAGAGCUUCAAACUUCUGUGCAAAGGCUGCAAGAAAGCUUGAUUGCGAGAGAUGCUACUUUGCUUACUGAAAGACAAGAAAGUGAAGCAACCAAGAAAUCAAUCACUGAAGCUCAUGGAAAAAUUGAGGAAUUGCUCAAUAAAAUUGAAGUAGCUGAAAAUGACAUUGCCAACUUCCAAGACAACAUCCUAAGACUUGAAGAAACUGCAGCAACAUUGGAAACUUCAUUGUUAGGUGAAAAACAACGAAGUACUGCAGUCAUGUCACAAUUAGCUGAAACACAACAGGGCAUUGAAGUACUGCAGAAGAAAUUUGCAGACGCCAAUAGGACAAAUGAUCUGCUUCAAGAUUCUUUGAAGAGGUUUGAAGAAAAUGCAACCACAAGGGAUGCCUUAUAUGUAGCAGAAAGGCAAGACCAUGAUCAAACCAAGCAAGCACUUUCCAAAGCUCAGGAAAGAAAUAGGGAAUUGCUUAGAAAAGUUGAUGAUGCUGAGGAAAGUAUAAACAAGCUGAUGGAGAACGUUCAUAGACUUGAGAAACAUGCAACAGCAAGGGAAUCUUUGCUGCUUAAGACAAAGCAAAAUCUCGAUUGCACGACAAAAGCGCUAGCUGAAGCUCAAGGGAGGAACCAAGACUUAAUGACAAGUUUUGAGGAUUCAGUGAACAGACUAGAUGAAUGUACGGCAGAGAAAGACUCUUUGUUGGCAGUAGAAAGGCAAGAAAACAAAGCAACAAAAGAAGAACUAACCAAUGCCCAGAAAAAGAUCACUGAAUUAGUACAUGAGUCGCAACAUUCCCAAGAAACCAGAAAACAACUGGAAGAUAUCAUCAAGAGGUUUGAAGCAGAUGCUACUGCCAGAGACAGUACAUUACUAUCAGAGAAACAAGCACAUGAGACGACCAAGAAAAUUCUAGCUGAAACUCAGUGGAGAAAUGGAGAAUUAAUCAAGAAAAUUCAGGAUUGUAAUAACAGUACUCUUCAGCUUCGGCUAACUGUUGAGAGGCUUCAGGAAAACACAUCUGCUACGGAGGCUUUACUGUUGAGAGAACGAGAACAAAACAAUGCAACCAUGAAGGCACAAACAGAAAGUCAAGAAAGAAAUCUGCAGUUACUAAAGAAAUUUGAGGAUGUUGACAAAAAAAUUGGUCUUAUUCAAGGGACUGUACAAAGGCUUGGUGAUAAUACAGCUACAGACACUUUGCUGCUCUCUGAGAGACGUGAGAAGGAUGCUCUGAAGAAAGCACUUACUGAGAGUGAAUACAAAAAGGUAGAGUGGCUGAUGAAAACUGAAGAAGCCAACAAAAAAAUCGAGCAUCUUCAAAACACUAUAAAUUCGCUUCAGGAGAAUUUAUCAGCACAAUCUGCUUCUUUGGAAGCUGGAAGACAAGAAAAUGAAACAAUCAGGAGGUCUCUUGUUGAAGCUCAGGAGAGAAAUGAUGCGUUAUAUAAGAAAGUUAGGGAUAGUGAAUACAGGGCUCACCAGCUUCAAGAUACUGUGCAAAAGCUUCAAGUAGAUGCCAUAUCAAGAUUGUCUUCCUUUGUAAUGGAGAAACAAGGAAGUGAUGGUGUCAAAAAGGAACACACUGAAGCCCAUGGAAGAAAUGAAGAUCUAAUAAGGAGAAAUGAAGACCUUUUAAAAAGAAAUGAUGACUUGGUCAAGAAAAUUGAAGAUUCUGGAAAAAUUGUUACUCAGCUUCAUGAGAACUUAGAAAGGUUAGAAGGAAAAGCUGCCAACUUAGAGGCCGAAAAUCAAGUGCUUCGUCAACAAGCAAUUGCUACUCCAUCUACAGCCAAGUCUCAAGCUGCAUGCUCCAAAAUCAAUGCAUUUCAACAGAGAAGUCAAGAAAAUGGUCAUAUUUUAAAUGGCAACGUAGCAUAUGCUGAAAUGAAGUCAUCAAUUGGUCCAACAGAAGCAAGGUCCUCAAUGGCUAGUUCGCCUGAUUUGAUGAACCAAAAGGAUUAUGAAAAUGGGGACACAAUGCAAAGGUUACUUAAUGAAGUAUAUCAGCACCAGCAACCCCAGAAUGAUCAGCAGUUAUUGCUUAAGUACAUUACCCGGUAUCUUGGAUUCUCUGGCAGCAAAACAAUUGCUGCUCCUCUUAUAUACUACUGUCUUCUUCAUUGGAGAUCUUUUGAAGAAACAAAGACUGGUGUCUUUGACAAUAUUAUACAAGCUAUAAACUCAGCGACCGAGGCUCAACAUGAUACGAGAAGUUUGGUCUAUUGGUUAUCCAACCUGUCCACGUUGUCAGUUCUCCUGCAACGCUCAUUUAAAAUCACCGGGGCGACGAUCUCAGCCCAACAUAGACGGAGAUUUUCCUGCGAGAGGAUUUUUCAAGCCAAUCAAACUUCAAAUAGUGGACUUACUUAUUUCAGUGUUCAAUCAGUGGAUGGAGCUAGUGGGUUGCACCAAAUCGAAGCAAAAUAUCCGGCUUUGCUCUUCAAGCAGCAGCUUGUGGAUCUGAUUGAAAAGGUGUAUGGAAUGAUAAGUGAAAAAUUGAAGAAGGAGCUAAACCCAUUACUUGAGAUAUGCGUACAGGAUCCAAGAACUUCUAACUCGAAUCAAGCAAAGGCCUCGCUGUCUCCUGCUAGUGGCUUGGGGCAACAGGACCAACUCAUGCAUUGGCUGAGCAUCGUGAAAAUCCUCAACAACUAUUUGCAUCUUCUCAGAGCCAAUCAUGUUCCAUCAAUUUUAGUCCACAAGUUGCUUACCCAAAUAUUUUCUAUGGUCAACGUUCAAUUAUUUAACAGGCUUCUCUUGCGGCGUGAGUGCUGUUCCUUUAGCAACGGGCAAUACAUCAGAGCUGGACUAACUCAACUAAAACAUUGGUGCGAUGAUGUCACUCGAGAGUUUGCAGAUUCGGCAUGGACAGCACUGAGGCAUAUAAGACAAGCUGUUGAUUUCCUGGUAAUUUCUCUAAAGUCAAUAAGGACAUGGGAAGAGAUACGCAAUGAUGUUUGCCCGGCUCUCAGCUUGCAGCAGCUAGAGCGGAUAGUUGGCAUGUAUUGGGACGAUUUGAAUGGCACAAACAUCACUUCAGCCGAGUUCAUAUCAAGCAUGAGAGCUACGUUGCAUGAUGAAUCAAAUAGCGUCUCCAGCUUUUCGGUCCUACUGGAUGAUGAUUCCAGCAUACCUUUUUCGCUUGAAGAUAUUGCGAAGUCGUUGCCAACCAUCGAGGACACGGUAGAUAAUGACCUUCUGCCUUUUAUCCACGAGAAUCGAAGCUUUGCGUUUCUACUGCAGUAGAGAGAAUGA